UCUUCUUCUACCGAAGUUUGAAAAAAAAAUGGAGAUAUACAGAGAGAAUACCCAGAUCAGAAUCAGAUCAUCAAAUAAAAUUUAUCCGUUAAUACAAUAAUUCUCUCUCUCUCUCUCUCUCUCUCUCUCUCUCUUCACGCAUUCAAUUCAAAUCCUUUAUCUUUGCUUAUAAAAAAGCAGCAGCAGCAGCAUCAUCAGCAGAGAGAGAGAGAGAGAGGGCGAAAGAAGAGAGAGAGAGAGGGGAAGAAGAGUAGCUGCUACUCCAAUAUACAUUUUGUUCACUUCCCUAUCUUCUUCUCUUAUAAUCCAGCUCAAACUCAGACUCAAAGGCAAAGCAAGGGAACCCCGUCACACGAAUCCUCGAGAUCUCGAGGUCAACCCCGUCAUUUCACGCUCCUCCCCAUCCCUUCCCCUCUGCUUUUCUAUCUCUUCCUCUCUUCUUCUCUGUUGCCCGGGAGAAGCUCCAGGUUCUUGCCAUUGCCAGAGAAAUAACCCAUCGCCACUGUUUGGACGUUUCCUUCUUUUUUCUUAUCCGUGAAAGGUUUUGUUUGGCGUGACUUCUUUCUUGGGUUUCUUUUUUUUUUCUUCUUCUGCUCUUGUUUGCUGUUGGGAAAAAAAAAUGGAGAGAAGCACGCCAGUGAGGAAGCCUCACACUUCGACUUCAGAUCUGCUCACAUGGUCGGAGACUCCUCCUCCCCACGAUUUGGUCGCGCACGGUUCGGCUUCUUCUCGCUCCAAUGCUCGCUCUCACCAGCCUUCGGAUGGGAUCAGCAAGGUGGUGUUUGGAGGUCAAGUGACUGAUGAGGAAGCUGAGAAUUUGAACAAAAGGAAACCUUGUUCUGGCUACAAGUUGAAAGAAAUCAGCGGUAGUGGGAUUUUUGCUGCCAAUGGAGAGGAUGAUUCAUUAGAACCUGGAAGUGCUAACCCUGCUUCAAACAACAAAACAGGAAUAAGGAUGUACCAGCAAGCCCUUGCUGGCAUCAGUCACAUCUCGUUUGCUGAAGAAGAAAGCAUUUCUCCCAAAAAGCCUACCACUCUUCCUGAGGUUGCAAAGCAGCGAGAACUGAGCGGAACAUUGGAAAGUGAGGCUGACAUGAAGUUGAAUAAGCAAAUAUCUGAUGCCAAGUGCAAAGAAUUGAGUGGACAUGAUAUUUUUGCUCCUCCUCCAGAAAUUUUGCCAAGGCCAUUGGCUGCACGGGCAUUGGACACGAAUCAAGACAUGGGAGAACCUGCACCGCGUCAUGUCCGGACUUCUGUUAAAGUCUCUAAUCCUGCUGGAGGUCAGAGCAGUAUUAUCUCCAAUGAGGAACCUGGGAUGAAAACUGCCAAGAAAAUCUAUGACAAGAAAUUCUCCGAGCUCUCUGGAAACAACGUCUUCAAAGGUGAUGCACCUCCAACAUCUGCAGAGAGAUCACUGAGUUCGGCUAAAAUGAGAGAGAUUAGCGGCAACGACAUAUUUGCUGAUGGAAAGGCAGAGUCUAGAGACUACUUUGGUGGCGUCCGCAAGCCUCCAGGCGGCGAGAGUAGCAUUGCGUUGGUUUAACCAAGCUUAGGCUUAACGGUUUUACGAACAGUUUUAUGUUUCAACUUGUGUUAUUCCUAGUGGGAUUUGGUCUCAUUUGACACUUCCGGAGUGUGGGGUUUGGGAAUGAUGUUUCAGUUUCGAACUUGACUAGAUGUACGAACUGUUUGCAGACCGGUAUGUUGAUAGCAUUGGUUUCUUCAGAUUCGGAGGAGAACUCAGCUGAUUUAUGCUUCAAAUUGCAUUCUCUGGUUCUUUUCAA
This is a messenger RNA of Rhodamnia argentea, 1784 nucleotides long. RefSeq lists its product as uncharacterized. Bases 620 to 1543 code for a protein of 307 amino acids. NCBI's taxonomy places the organism in Eukaryota, Viridiplantae, Streptophyta, Magnoliopsida, Myrtales, Myrtaceae. The transcript is spliced from 5 exons. The record is from RefSeq and is a predicted model, not a curated record.